Molecule: messenger RNA, 4586 nt
Organism: Octopus bimaculoides (California two-spot octopus)
Lineage: Eukaryota; Metazoa; Mollusca; Cephalopoda; Octopoda; Octopodidae
Source: RefSeq, a predicted model, not a curated record
CAAACAUUCUCUCUAAUGUUAGUUGCAUAAUAAAAUGUACCCAAAGCACAUUUAGCUAUAAACUAUAAGAAACCACUCAAAGAAAAAAAUAGAAGAGAGAGAGAGAGAAGAGGAAAAAUAUCAUGACUGAUUUCCUUUGUUGCUGUGAAUACUUGGUGUCACAAGAUUGCACAUUAUGGGUGGUGGGUAUAGAAUCGAUUACUUUGUGUCCGUUAACUAACUUUAUUGACUCUCAAAGAAGGAAAAGCAAAUGUAUUUGUUUAACCUUCUUUUGAGAGUAGUAGGUCACUAGUAAAGAGACAACUAAACACGACAUAUCACGUUGUAGAAGUGGCUUGUGCUAGUUAGUUAUAUCCCUUUACAUUCUAGAUACCCUUGUUGUCAAAGGGGAGCAUGAAGAUCAUGAAUCAGGUGAUUGAGAAACACCAAAGAAUGAACUGGGAAGAAAGAUGGUGCAAAGCUUCAAGUAAAAUGUAACGAUCUCAUUCAACCCGCUUUUCAGCUAAAGUAGUAAAAUAAAAAGUUGAAAUUUCUUAGCACUAAUUAAUAAACUCUUUCCUAACCAGUCAUAAGUACCACAAAUUAUUUAGUUGAAGUUAUUUCAAAGUUAGUUACAGUGAGGUGGGGUGGGAGAAAAGAAAAAGACAUUGCUAAUAUUGUGAUGAAUAAUCUUAGAAUGGUUAGUUUUAAGUUGAUGUAAAAAUAGAUAUAAAAAAUUAUUUCCCUUCCAUAACCAAUGGUUAACAUAUCCUACUCAAAAAUGAUGUCUAAAUAAGCAAGAGUUUGAAAAAAAAACUACAAUUUGUAUGAACAGAGGUAACUUUAGAACAAACUCACAACAAUAGAUAGAAGCAAAAGAUUCGUCUUUUAUGUGUGGUAGAUGAAGAAAAAACGUGCUUUCAUGUGCUACCUUCAAUAUCAGAUGGUCUGUCCUUGAACAUAGCUUACCUUCCAAAAAAAUAAAUAAAUAAAGCUAUAUCAACUAGUAUGCCCAACAACCAGAUAAUUUAGAUACUAAGAUGGAAAUAUCAAAACAUGUUUUACUCAUUAAAUUUACAAUAACUACACAACAUACGAUUGAUCACAUGUAAACAUUAACAUCAACUGGAAGUUUACAGAGCUUCACUCUAUAAAAAAAGCUGCUAGUAUUAGAGAUGGCGCUCAGCUAAUAUACCAUCUGAUUGUCAUAGGGUAAUAAAAUUGAAAGGAUUUGGCACAUUAAGUUCUCUGUUCAUCAUAUCUCAUGCAAGUUUGUUUGCUUUACGUCCAUUUUUCCAUGCUUGUGUAGGUUGGAUGGAUGUUAUUUGAGCCAUUGUUUUAUGGCCUUCAACUCAACAUCCAGGAACUCAGACAUCCCAAAUUAAAGAAGGAUUUACAAUCAAAAGCCCUACCAUACAUCUCCACACACAACCCUCUUAAUAAUGAAGCCUUCGACACAAUCCUUCAAAACAUUACCCUGCUAAAAAAAGGACCACAGAAUGGACUUAAUCCUCCAAACACACACCACCAUAAAAAGCAAGAGACAACCUAAAUCUAUGAAAAGUCUCCUAACACAAGCCCGAAUACGCUCAACAACAACACAGAAGCUUUUAGUAAAAAAAUGCGGAAGACCCAACUGUGGGAUAUGCAUCAAUUUAAUUGAGGGAUCAGAGUUCUCCUUCAAACAGGGACAACGUUUCACAGUGAAAAGCAACUUCACAUGUGCUUCAGAGAACCUGAUAUAUAUACUAACCUGCUUUGGGUGUCAAGAGCAAUAUAUAAGCCAAACAAAAAACAGUCUACAUCAAAGGAUAGCUCUGCACAGAUCCCAGAUCAAAAUUUUUAUAAAAUUAUUUUAGCGUCUUCUACCUUGACUUUUUUUUCCACACACACACACAUACAAAACCUAAUGUAGAAUUCAGGAAGGCUUGUUACUUUUCAGGCUUAUGAAAACUUAUUGCACAACUCUCUCUCAAUAGCUGUGUGCGUGUGUACACACUCACAUAUGCAGACAUACGCACAUGCAUCGACGCGUACAUAAGUCAGCAAGAGAGAUGCUACAUAGUCGUUCAAAGCUGCCAGAAAGAUCAGCUAAAUCUUUCUCAAUCUUAAACAGGAUGGAAAUGUUUAUUCCCAAUAACGCAGAACACAAAUCUGUGGAAAAUAUGAUGAAAACGAAUGGAAUGUUAGCGAUUAACUGGGGCUGGCAACAAGAAGAACGAAACCAUUAGUUCAGUAUUUCUCAUUGAAGGAGUCCGGGCGGUGAGUGGAGUGCUUGAAGGUUGAAAAGGAGCGGACAAAUUAACACGUUUUAUAUAAUUAAAAUUGUUUUAAAUCGUUUUCGGUACUAUUCAAGAAGAGUGGUCCCGGUGCGCGCACUCGCGCUAGCUAGUCGUGACUAGUCGAUCCUACAACGCCUAUCUAGCGCAAAUCAUGUAUGAGGGUUUUUUUUAAAACAAAGUAAAUCAUUUUUUUUUUUCUUAAAACAUCGUAACAGUCACUGUUAUUUCAGUAAUCCCAUUGUACGACGCACUCCAACAAUCAGAAUAUAUAGUCGUCCCUGGUUUGAUAAAUUUUUUAAUAAGUGGUGGAAGAGUUUCAGAAUAACGGUCAGGUACAAAGACUAAAAAACCUAUUUUUAUCCCCCUCUAUCCCAUCUUCCGUUGUAUUUGCACAUCAUAGAUUCAUCUAUUUCUACGAUCUGCCCAAGUCCACCAAUUUAGUAGGGGUUACGCAAAAACUAAUUACUUAUAAUGUCCCUCAUGUACUGAUACCAUUGAACAACAGUAGAUUUUGAAAGACCGACUUUUUAAUGGAUUCUUUACCAAAAACAGCUAGUGUGUAAUUUAUUUACUUUGUUUUAAAAAAAUUAUUUACUUUGUUUUUAAAAAAUUAUUUACUUUCUUUAGAAAAAAACCCUCGUACAUGUUUUGCGCAUUCGCGCUAAGAUCGUCGUUGUAGGAUCGACUAGUCACGACUAGCUUGCUCGGGUGCGUGCACCGGGACCCCUCUUCUUGAAUUGUACCUCGUUUUCUCUCGGCCAGCAGCAGUGUGAAGAAAGACUAUUUACAUGGACACAAACUGUUUUUGUCUUGUAAACAUAAAGGCGAUGGGGAAGGUGGGAUUUUCAAUAAUAUAUUUUUCAGUGUGAGUGUGGGUGGGAUUCAGGUGACUACUAUUUGAUAGUCGGAGAACCUCUGCUUUCGAUAAUAUAAUCCUAGAUACACUUUGUCAGAAUAAAAACGAGAUCGCUCACAGCUGCACUUUCUUUGAUUAAUGGGAAUGUUGGAUAAGAGCUAAACUAUAUCCACCCUCUUCUCACCUCAUAUCAACAUAAAUAACAGAAAGCUAAUACUGAUAAGAGACGGAAUAAAAGCAACAUAAUGAUACUUAGAGAUUUAUUUCUUAAGGUUAAAAACGUUUCCGGUUUUAUCGUGGAUUUGUUUUCAGUAACCAUAGGUUACCGAAGGACGCGAACCACCAACUCAGUUCUGUACACACACACACAUUUAUGUGUAUUUCUUGUUAGGUUUAGUUUAUGUGCGGAGGAAAGCGUCGCAGUUCCUCUUUGUAAUUUCUACUUUCUUACUUGAAGAAAGAUCACAGCAAAAUGUAUGUUGAGCUGUUGAGACAUAUGUAUAUCUAACUUACAGCAGUAUGUAUGUUGAAUUAUUUGAAAUUAUAAUACCUAUAUAUCACUACAUUUAGUUCGAAACUCAUUUUGCGAACGCAAAUGUAUAUAUGACUCUACGAAUACUUAUAUAUAUAUAUAGAAUAUCGAUAUAUCUACAUAUAAAAAUAAACCUACAUGAAUAUCUAUUAAGAGGCGGCAAAGAAAUCAACAACUAUGCCAACAGAUGAAAGAUUCGCCACGAAGGAUUUAAUAGAUGUUGGAGCUCUUUCUACACACCGCAUCCAACCGAAAAUGUCACGACUCAAGGCACAUUCCAGUAUCGGAGUCAAGCCAAAUAUUUUUGGCACAUUCAACAUUGUUACCGUACCAAGUACUAAUAUCUCAAAUUGCAAGAAAACAUAUUCGAAUUUCUUCAGAAGUUCAGUGACUGAUGAACCAUUUUCUCAGAAGAUAAAACUUGUGAACAAACGUGAAAAAAAUUUCGAAAAGCGUUCAUCAACAGUUAAACAGCCAAAGACUUAUGAAACAUGUAUGGAUAAUGUACGGAGAGAUAAUGUCUCAAAGCAACAGAAGAAGAUAAAACAUGAACUAAGACGAGAGAAAUUGCAUCAUAAACAAAAAGACGAAGAAACGAAAAAUAAGCAUCAAGAGACUUUGGGAAAUUCUUGGAGAGAUACUAUCUUUAAACAAAAGAAGAUGAAACAUGAAUUAAGACGAGAGAAGUUACUUCAAAAACAAAAAGAUGAAGAAAUGAAAAAUAAACAACGCCACGAGAUAUAUGCUCUCAACAAUGUUAUGAAGCAAUUAGAACACACCCACUUUAAGCAGUUUUGCGACUCAGUCGGUAUCCAGCAGAGAGAUAAUACUGAAACAAACACGGCCACAUUUCAUGAAUCAAUUCUUUCACAAAAUCUUAUUAUAUGAGAAUAUUUUUUUUUCAAAGAAAAGAAUACCUUUUUAACAUUGACUGUUA